Molecule: messenger RNA, 225 nt
Organism: Cladocopium goreaui
Lineage: Eukaryota; Dinophyceae; Suessiales; Symbiodiniaceae
Source: the annotation of a GenBank genome assembly
AUGAAGAUGAAGUUCCAAGCAGCCUUCAAGGCGAUCGACACCAACAAGUCAGGUUUCAUCGAAUGCAACGAAUUGGAGGCGGUGUUGAAGACGCUGGGUGUGACUUUGAGCCAAGAGCAGGUGAGGAGCGUCUUCAAAGCUGCAGACUUGAAUGGCGAUGACAAGCUGUCCAUCGAGGAGUACGAGAAGUUGGUGCGGAAAGCCAUGCCUGGCACCGUGAAGUGA